Vicia villosa (hairy vetch) is the source of this 1294-nucleotide messenger RNA. Its product is annotated as protein FAR1-RELATED SEQUENCE 6-like. Gene Ontology annotation, molecular function: DNA-binding transcription factor activity, RNA polymerase II-specific. The transcript is spliced from 3 exons. The coding region runs from base 185 to 1294 and encodes 369 amino acids. The record is from RefSeq and is a predicted model, not a curated record. NCBI's taxonomy places the organism in Eukaryota, Viridiplantae, Streptophyta, Magnoliopsida, Fabales, Fabaceae.
AGUUCAUUUCCGAAACUGUUGCUGCAUAUACAAAUUUCCCUCCUUCACUUUUUCAUCAUUUUUCUCCAAAAACUUAUCAAAACCCUCUCUAAACCCUAUCAAUCUCCAUCAAUUUUUCGCCCUAAAAGCAAGUUUCAAACCGUUGAUCACGUUAAAGGGGGCAUAGAAAGCUACAAUUUCAGGUAUGGUGCAUCCGGACAACAUUGUGCAAGACGAUGGAGUAUUAAAUCCGGAAAUUGUCAACGUUAAUAACGAUCCGGUUAUUGACGCUACUCCUAUGAUCAAUGCGGUCGAUGUUAGGCAACAUUUUACAAAUGAUCGGAGCUUCGUUAGUCGAGAACAAUUGAUUGAUUGGGUUCGAAACGAAGCUAGUAAACUUGGAUUUGGAAUUGUCAUUUUAAGGUCGGACAACGGAAAUAGUAGGCGGAAAGCUUUCGUUGUUUUGAAUUGCGAACGUGGUGGUAGUUAUGUGCAAUCAAACCGUGUGCUAAAACACGAGGACACGGGAUCGAGAAAGUGCGGGUGUCCGUUUAAGUUGCGUGCCACUCGGAGGGUUGAUGAUUUGUGGCGGUUAACCGUAAUUUGUGGAAUGCAUAAUCAUGCCUUGGAUGUCAAGUUACACGGGCAUCCAAUGGCGUGUCGUUUGUCCCGCGAAGAGAGGAAUGUGAUAUCGGACCUAACGAUAGUCAAAGUGGCGCCUCGCAACAUACUUGCCGAUUUGAAGCGUAAGAAACCGGAUAGCGUUUCAAAUAUCAAGCAAGUUUACAAUGAACGGCACAAUCUCAAGGUUUUGAAUAUGGGCCCUCGGUCGGAAAUGCAACAACUUUUGAAACUUCUAGGCGAUAACAAUUACGUUUCAAGCUUCCGAACCUCCGAGGACAAAGUUACCGUGCGUGAUAUUUUUUGGACUCAUCCCGAAAGUAUCAAAUUGUUCAACACAUUUCCAACCGUUCUAGUCAUGGAUUCGACGUACAAGACAAACAAGUAUAGGCUUCCUCUUCUAGAGAUCGUCGGUGUGACCUCGACGGACAAGACUUAUUCGGUGGGGUUUGCUUUUUUGGAGUGUGAAAAAGAAGAAAACUUUACGUGGGCCUUGGGAAUUUGCAAGUCUUUGUUAGUUGAUCAAGAGGUUAUGCCAAACGUCGUUGUCACCGAUCGGGACAAUGCUUUGAUGAAUGUGUUUGUUGUGUUUGAGAAGCAACAAAGUUUUCCAUCAUUAUCUCAAGAUUUGACUUUCGGGGUGCUUGAGGUGCGGCUUGAUUUGGCUUUUGAAAACUGUGAGGUGUUUGGGUAG